This is a messenger RNA of Aphidius gifuensis, 738 nucleotides long. RefSeq lists its product as uncharacterized. The transcript is spliced from 2 exons. The record is from RefSeq and is a predicted model, not a curated record. NCBI's taxonomy places the organism in Eukaryota, Metazoa, Arthropoda, Insecta, Hymenoptera, Braconidae. Bases 1 to 738 code for a protein of 245 amino acids.
AUGAAUAACACACAAUUUCGUCGUUGUUUUAAUCCGUUUAAACUGGAAAAACACAGAAAGAUAAAUGAUUUACGUCAAGUGCCAGAGUCUGUAAGAAUAAAGUACAACAUUGAUGAACGCUUUCGUGUUUGUACACAAUGUAGAAAAGAAUUAAAUGAUCAUAUCGUUCAAACAUUUAUUCCACGAUUAUAUGUUGAUCAAAUUGAUGAAAAUAUUACGAGUUUAAAGAUAUCAGUAGACAGUCAAAUGGCAUUAAAUGACAGUGAUUCGAGUUCUGAAACAGUUUAUAAUGUUCCAAUGGAUUUAGAUAAAGGUGAAAACAUUGAACCCAAUGCCAAUGAUAGCCAGCAACCACAAACAUCGAGACAAGAAUUUGUGUUAUCCGGUACUAGUAGUACAUCGGAGAGUAUAUCGAAACAGUCAAGUAGUCAGUUUUGCGUAAGCUUGGGCACAAAAUUGCCCGUAAUAAAUCAAGCCUUAGAAAUGUUGGACUGUUCUCCUAUUGCCAAGAAACGAGUUGAAUACGAUUCGUAUGUUCAGGAGAAAGUCCAUCAAGUAUAUUCAAAUAUAAUUCAGUCAGUUGGAGCUGGUCAUCUUCAGACUUCCUUUGACCCUGAUGAGAAGGAAAAUGCUCGGUAUUUCCGAGAAUUAAUUGACAAAUUGAAGCUUAAAUUCCAUUCAGCUGACACUGACAGGAAACAGAAAUUUCAGAUAUUAUCACUUCUCCCUCAAGACUAG